CCCCCGGCGCGCGGCUCGCGCAUCCCGGACGCUGGUGCGCACAGCCACAUGAAGCCUGCAGGGGACCGGGGGCCAGGGUGCAGCAAGCCGGCUGGGGCCGAGGCGCGCGCAGUCCACGCGAGACGCUGACUCCCCGGGGGGACCCCCUCCUCCGCGCCGGGCCACACAUCUUCUCCUGGUGCCCCGAUCAUCCCGAGAGGCCAGAAUGGUGCUCCUGCCGUUCCUCUGGAUGGGUUUCUUCUGCCACCUGUGUCAGGGCUACUUCGACGGCCCCCUGUACCCGGAGAUGUCCAACGGGACCCUGCACCACUACUUCGUGCCUGAUGGGGACUACGAGGAGAACGACGACCCCGAGAAGUGCCAGCUGCUCUUCCGGGUGAGUGACCCCCGGCGCUGCUCCCAGGGCGAGGGGGGCCAGGCCGGCAGCGCCCUGCUGAGCCUCACCCUGCGGGAGGAGUUCACCGUGCUGGGCCGCCAGGUGGAGGACGCCGGGCGCGUCCUGGAGGGCAUCAGCAAGAGCAUCUCCUACGACCUGGACGGGGAGGAGAGCUACGGCAAGUACCUGCGGCGGGAGUCCCACCAGAUCGGGGACGCCUACUCCAACUCGGACAAGUCCCUCACCGAGCUGGAAAGCAAGUUCAAGCAGGGCCAGGAGCAGGACGGUCGGCAGGACAGCCGGCUCAACGAGGACUUCCUGGGGAUGCUGGUGCACACCAGGUCCCUGCUGAAGGAGACGCGGGACAUCUCCGUGGGGCUCAGGGACAAGUACGAGCUGCUGGCCCUGGCCAUCAGGAGCCAUGGGACCCGGCUAGGGCGGCUGAAAAACGACUAUCUGAAAGUCUAGGAGGACGGCCCGAGGGCUAGGGCGAGGGGGUCCGUUCGGGCCCAGUGGGGGUGGGGCAGAAGACGGGCCACAUUUCUCUCAUGCCUGCCGUGCCUUCCGUCCAGAUUUGCACUUUGAGACGAUCUGAGCUCAUCUUUCAAAAGA
Messenger RNA from Carlito syrichta (Philippine tarsier), 988 nucleotides. It is a transcript of the gene FIBIN, whose product is annotated as fin bud initiation factor homolog (zebrafish). The transcript has a single exon. The record is from RefSeq and is a predicted model, not a curated record. The coding region runs from base 206 to 844 and encodes 212 amino acids. Lineage: Eukaryota; Metazoa; Chordata; Mammalia; Primates; Tarsiidae.